UUAGAUAAUUUGUAUACUGCAUUACUGUAUAUUGCUAUUUCUCCGGAGUCCGGAUCAUUUAAAAAAAAAAAAAAAUUAAUUAAUUAAUUAAACAAUGUAUGAAAAAGUUUCAAAAGACAAUUUUUUCCCUUCAAAAUGUAAAUAAGUUGGUCAGAUUAUUGAUAGUUGUGAGAUUGUUUAAAAGAAUUAGGUACUUGUGUUAAUUGUCAAACACCCUCAAAAUGGUUAAAAAAAAAAGUAAAAAAUUGUCCUCUCAAAAUAGCAGUUCACCAAAUAAACGCUCUCAAGGAUCAAUUAAAAAAUAUUGUACCAAAAAAAAAACCAACAAGAAAAAAAACCUUUGUGUUAAACUUAGGAAAAAUAUAAAGGGCAAAGAUAAUCAAAGUGAAAUUAAUUCUACUCCAAUUAUUUUGAAUAGUAAAAAUAAUAAAAAGAAAAAAUAUUUGGAGAAUGUUGAAAAUAACCUAAUGUUAUAUGAAAUCAAACCAUUAAGUCCUACAAAACUCUCAAUAAGUGUAAAAAAGUUCUACAAUAAUAAUAAAUUCAAACAAUAUGAAGAAAAUUUACAUUUAUACGACAAAAAUGAUACCAUGCAUUUUAAGGAAACGAUGACAAUUAAUACAAAUAUAAAUAAAGAUAAUAAAGAUGUCAAACAUAAAAGUAUUAUAAAUUGUGAAAAGAAUUAUAGCAGACAUAAAAAGAAGCUUAAAAAUGUUAAUUAUCAUAAACCAUAUGAUUUGAACCCACAACUAAAUAAAGAACAAUAUAAAAAGAAACAGAAAUCUAAUAAAACUGAGUCUACAAAAGUUUUUAGUAAAGAGGGUGACUUUGAAAAUGAUCAAAUGCAUUUUAAUUCUUUACAAUCACAAAUAAUGAAUGAAACUCAGACAAAUGAAUAUCUUGUUGAAGAAUACCAAGUAACAAAAUCUACAAUUAAUGCUCUCUCAAUAUCUGUUAAGCGUUUUUACAAGAGUAAUAUCACAUCUAACGAUAAUGAAAAAGUCAUCAAGGAUAUGCCACUUGUUUCUGAUACUACAUUUAAUUCAAAAGCAGAUUUUAAUCAGUCUCCUUUAUCGUCAAAAUUAAAUAAUAGUCAUAAAAUAAGUUUAAAUGUAAAACAUAUAAACGAUACAUCUGAUAAUAAGCAACAAAAAGUCACUGCAUUUUUCCCUAUCCGAAGAAGUGCUCGUAAAACAAAAAAUAUAGUUAACGAAGAAAAACAAAUUGCUUUAGAAGAAGCAAUUGCUUCACAAAACGAAGAUGGAUUAAAAAUAACUGUAUUUCCAAAUAAAGGUCGUGGUAUAAUUGCUGCCAAAGAUUUUGCUCGUGGUGACUAUGUUGUUGAAUAUUCUGGAGAAUUAAUUUAUAUACAAGAAGCUCGUAAAAGAGAAGCUAUAUAUUCACAAGAUAUCUCGACUGGUUGUUACAUGUAUUAUUUCAAAUAUGGUUCAACACAUUACUGUAUUGAUGCAACACCCGAAAGUUCAAGACUUGGCAGACUUGUAAAUCAUUCAAGAUUUGGUAAUCUUAUACCUAAAGUUGUAGAAGUAGCUGGAUUACCUAGAAUUGUUUUAAUCGCAAAAACUGAUAUCAAACGAGAUGAAGAAUUGACCUAUGAUUAUGGUGAUCGUAGCAAAGAAUCUCUCAUCAAUCAUCCAUGGCUUGCAUAUUGAACUGUACAUUUUAAUAUAAUGAAAUUUACCUUAGCAUAUUUUUUUUACUAAUAAAUUAAUCUUAAUUAAAAUAAUUUUAAAAUUUGCACUGCCAAUAAUUAUAUUAACAUUUAUUAGCCUUAAAGGAUAAUUUUAUUUUAAAUUAUUCAUCAAAUGAAAAAUGUUAUUCAAAUUGUCUUUUAUAAUGUCAAAUGUAUAAUAUAUUUUUUUUUAAAUUCAUCUUACUCAUAUAAAUCUUUUAGGUCAAUUUAAUUGUUUUAUUAAAAAUUAUUUUUAAAUUAAUGUUAAACGAAAAUUUACUUGGAUAAAUAAGAUAAAGUAAAGGGUCAACAUUCACGUGUUUGUCUGUUUGGAGGGCAGAUUAUUUCUGAUACGAUUUUGACUUUUGACAGGUAACAGAGUAAUUCUGUCCUUCUCACCGGCAAUCUUACCCCAACAUUUGACCCUUACUAUGCUAAAAAUUUUAUUUCACUAAUGGGUCAGAGUUCUCAUUAUUUUCUGUAAUUCCACACAUAUUAUGUUCUAUUUACUUAUUUUAAUACUACAUGUUAGUGUUCAAUUUAUCAAAUUGCUCAGAUUAAUGAUUUUAAUUGUAUUCGUAAAGCUUAAUGUAUUAAUUUAUAUAUUUUUUUUCAAUAAUGGUCAUUAUUGAAUGUUAUUUAUAAAAUAUUGGCCUUAUAACUUGGAGUCUUUUUAAAACUUAAGUAUUUGCAAUAGCAAUAUUUUUGAUUUGUUAUUUACUUCCAGUAAAUUUAAAAUUGUGUAUAAUUAUUGUAUAGUUGAAAAACAAAAACUUAUUUUCAGAACUUCAAUUUUUAAUAAUUAUAUUAAUUUAUUAAUUUAUUUUUUUUUAAAUAAUAAAAAGUUCUGUUUAAAAUUUUGAAUUAUAUAUCUGAUUUUUUAAAAACUAAAUAGGUAUUUUCUAGUAUUUAAAAUUUGUUAAAAGUGGAUUAUUUGGUGAGCUCUAAACCAAAUAACCUACAAUUCAUUGUUAAGUGAUUUUAUCAAGACUGUACUGAUUCAUUAAUUUAUAAUUAUUAUUAUUUAUUUAUUUAUUUUUGAGACUGAAAAGUUCAUUAAAAAUAUGUAAUAGUAUUUAUCUACCAAUGUAUUUUAUUUUUGGUGUUAUUGGUAUAUUUAUUAUACACAUAAGCUUCCCAACUAUGACAACAAGUCAAUUUUUAAAAAUGUUCAAUAGUAUAUUAUUUUUCAAUAAUUUAAAUUAUAUUAUCGAUAUGGUGGUACUUAGCAAUAACUUGUGUUCUGUAUUCAUAUUGUGUUUAAAAUAUAAUUUAUGUAUUUUAUGUAGUUUUAGAAACUGUUAUAUUGUUAUGGAUACUUAUUUAUGUGUUCUCUAUUUUGGACUGUACAAAAUGUCUAAGCCGCAUUAAUUAAGACUUAUAAAUGUUCAUUACAAAAUAUAUUUAACACAAUAAAAUAUUAUUCAUAUAUUGUUAUAUGUUUUACAAAUUUUAGGCAAAUUCCAGUCAGAAAUGUAAUAAUUGUUCUUGGUUAAUGAUUUUACAAAUUUACUUUGACGUUUCAAAAUAAAUUCUUUGUUGUA
Messenger RNA from Aphis gossypii (cotton aphid), 3237 nucleotides. RefSeq names its product N-lysine methyltransferase KMT5A-A (gene Set8). The transcript has 13 exons. The record is from RefSeq and is a predicted model, not a curated record. Gene Ontology annotation, molecular function: histone H4K20 methyltransferase activity; protein binding. Lineage: Eukaryota; Metazoa; Arthropoda; Insecta; Hemiptera; Aphididae. Bases 222 to 1673 code for a protein of 483 amino acids.